This is a messenger RNA of Dioscorea cayenensis subsp. rotundata (Guinea yam), 1788 nucleotides long. Its product is annotated as serine/threonine-protein kinase STY46-like. Lineage: Eukaryota; Viridiplantae; Streptophyta; Magnoliopsida; Dioscoreales; Dioscoreaceae. Bases 1 to 1680 code for a protein of 559 amino acids. The record is from RefSeq and is a predicted model, not a curated record. Gene Ontology annotation, biological process: protein phosphorylation. The transcript is spliced from 16 exons. Gene Ontology annotation, molecular function: protein kinase activity; ATP binding.
AUGGCGGUGGAGGAGAUGGAUUGCGGCGUGAGUCGGCCGGAAGUGUCGACGCCGAUGAACCCUCGGCAGCAGUGGCACAAGCUGGACGUGUACAACGAGGUGCUUCGUCGCCUCAAGGACUCUGAUUGCCCUGAGGCUCGCGCUGUUUCAUUCGAUGAUGAGCUUUGGGCUCAUUUCAAUCGUCUCCCAGCUAGGUAUGCGAUGGAUGUGAAUGUUGAGAGAGCUGAGGAUGUUCUGACCCACAAGAGAUUGCUGCAAUUGGCGCGUGAUCCUGCCAACAGGCUUGCAUUUGAUGUCCGGAUUGUUCAGGUCCCUGUUAAUCUUGAGUCAAAUAGAGGUGAUUCUUCUUUUUCCAAUGCGCAAGGGAAAGAAGAUGCACAAUGCUCUUCAAGUUUGCACCCUCCUCUUGCCUUUGGUUCAUCUGCAAACAUUGAGGCUCUCGUCCUUGAAUCCAGCAACGCUCAAUCUCAGGAUGAAAAUAAGGAUGCCUCAUACUUUCCCAGUCCCAUUCAUGAAAUAACCUUUUCAACAGGUGACAAGCCCAAGAUUCUAAGCCAGUUAACAUCUUUGCUUUCUGACGUUGGCCUUAACAUUGAAGAGGCGCAUGCAUUUUCCACUAAUGAUGGUUACUCAUUAGAUGUUUUUGUUGUUACUGGUUGGCCUUAUGAGGAGAUUGAUCAACUUAGGAAUGCAUUGGAGAAGGAACUCCGCAAAAUCGAGAAGCACACGGGUAAAACUAAUUCAUUGUCUUCUGUGAUUGAUGAUGGACAAGCUGGGGAGCAAUCGCUUUAUGCCUACAUCCAAAUACCUUCAGAUGGCACUGAUGUAUGGGAAAUUGAUUUCUCACUCCUGAAAUUUGGGAAAAAAGUUGCAUCUGGGUCAUACGGUGACCUUUACCGAGGCAGUUACUAUAGUCAAGAUGUAGCUAUUAAAGUACUCAAGCCUGAGCGCUUGAAAGAGAAUAUGAUGCAUGAAUUUGCACAAGAAGUGUAUAUCAUGAGGAAGGUUCGUCACAAAAAUGUUGUGCAGUUUAUAGGUGCAUGUACAAGGUCAUCAAGCUUGUGUAUUGUCACAGAGUUUAUGUCUGGGGGAAGCAUAUAUGACUUCCUGCACAAACAAAAGGGUGUUUUCAAGCUCCCGGCUUUGCUCAAAGUGGCAGUUGAUGUUUCUAAAGGAAUGAAUUACUUGCAUCAGAACAAUAUUAUCCACCGGGACCUGAAGGCGGCAAACCUUCUAAUGGAUGAAAAUGAGGUUGUGAAGGUUGCUGAUUUUGGGGUGGCUCGUGUUAAGGCUCAAUCCGGAGUAAUGACUGCAGAAACAGGCACAUACCGUUGGAUGGCUCCUGAGGUCAUAGAACACAAGCCUUAUGAUCACAAGGCAGAUGUAUUCAGUUUUGCUAUUGUGCUCUGGGAACUGUUGACUGGAAAGAUUCCGUAUGAAUACAUGACCCCGCUCCAAGCAGCAGUUGGUGUGGUUCAAAAGGGUUUGAGACCUACAAUUCCUAAGAACACAAAUCCAAAACUUGCUGAACUGCUCAAGAGAUGUUGGCAACAGGACCCAUCUCUCAGACCUGACUUCUCAGAAAUUCUUGAGAUACUUCGUACUACAACGAAAGAGGUUGAAGACCGGCCGAAGGAGAAGUCGAAUCGUUUUCUUUCAGUUAUCAAGCGAAACCAUUGAAGUAAACGUAUUUAUAGUGAAUAAAACGACCGAUUCAAUGUGUUCUUGUUAUUUGUAUGAGAAUUUUGGUUCUUCUUGUCAGUAAUAUUCUUUCUUCUUGGCUUCAUC